CGUUCGUUCGACUGUCGCAGGUGCAAGAAUCGCAUUUCAGAGGGUGUCGAACUUUGACGAAUCGUAGACGGCGGGGACCGUCGAAAUUCUCAGUUUCCCUCUGCAGUUCAUACCCACAAGACUUCGACAUGCUGUCCCGCCUUGCUCGUCGCGCGGCGCUUCCGACCGCUGGCGCCCGCUCCAUGGCCGCCAAGGCCGGUGCAUUUAAUUGGCAAGAUCCCCUCGAUCUCAACGGGGCCCUCACCGACGAAGAACGCAUGAUUCGCGACUCAGCGAACGCGUACUGCCAGCAAGAACUCUUGCCCCGAAUUGUCAAGGCGAAUCGCGAAGCUUCGUUUGACAAGAACAUCUUGAAGGAAAUGGGCGAAUUGGGAUUGCUCGGCCCCACGAUCAAGGGCUACGACUGCGCCGGCGUCGGCUAUGUAUCGUACGGGCUGAUUGCAAAUGCCGUCGAGCGCGUCGACAGUGCUUACCGCUCGGCCAUGAGUGUGCAAUCCUCGUUGGUGAUGUGGCCCAUCUACAAAUUCGGCACGGAAGAACAAAAGCAAAAGUACAUUCCCCAAUUGGCAUCGGGCAACUUGAUCGGGUGCUUUGGUUUGACCGAACCCAACCAUGGCUCGGACCCGAGCUCCAUGGAAACUCGCGCUCGUCUUGAUGGGGACCAUUUCGUCAUCAACGGCGCCAAGAACUGGAUUACGAACGCUCCCAUCGCCGACGUGUUCAUUAUCUGGGCCAAGGACGACCACGGCGACAUUCGAGGGUUCAUUCUUGAAAAGGACAUGCCCGGCCUCUCGACAUCGUAUAUUGAAGGCAAGGCCACCUUGAUGGCGUCUGCGACCGGCAUGAUUGCCUUGGAAGACGUGAAGGUGCCCAAGGAGAACAUGCUUCCUCAUGUCAAAGGCCUCAAGGGGCCAUUUACGUGCCUGAACAGCGCUCGCUACGGCAUUGCGUGGGGAUCUCUUGGCGCGGCUUACUCGUGCUUCGACAUUGCUCGCCAAUACACUUUGGACCGCAACCAAUUUGGCGCGCCACUUGCUGCCAACCAGUUGAUCCAGAAGAAGCUGGCGGACAUGUUGACCGAAAUCAACCUUGGGCUGUUUGCGUGCUUGCAAGUUGGUCGGUUGCAAGACCAAGGGCCGGUCGCGCCUGAAAUCAUCUCGAUCGUCAAGCGCAACUCGUGCGGCAAGGCGCUCGACAUUGCCCGCGCAGCGCGUGACAUGCUUGGCGGCAACGGUGUCUCGGACGAAUAUCACGUCGUCCGCCACUCGAUGAACUUGGAAGCCGUCAACACGUACGAAGGCACUCACGACGUCCACGCAUUGAUCUUGGGCCGCGCCAUCACGGGCAUUCCGUCCUUCGUGCCUCGCAUGGCCCCUUAAGCGUCACGUCUUGCCAAAACGAUCUAACACAUGCCGUCGCGGCACGCAUUGGAAUGCGCUGUUCACAGCUUGUUCUAUAGAAUCCAACCUUUUCCUUUGCA
Molecule: messenger RNA, 1480 nt
Organism: Aphanomyces invadans
Lineage: Eukaryota; Oomycota; Saprolegniomycetes; Saprolegniales; Verrucalvaceae
Exons: 8
Coding region: 129-1379 (416 amino acids)
Biological process (GO): fatty acid beta-oxidation using acyl-CoA dehydrogenase; fatty-acyl-CoA biosynthetic process
Molecular function (GO): glutaryl-CoA dehydrogenase activity; flavin adenine dinucleotide binding; fatty-acyl-CoA binding
Source: RefSeq, a predicted model, not a curated record